This is a messenger RNA of Rosa chinensis, 510 nucleotides long. RefSeq lists its product as uncharacterized. NCBI's taxonomy places the organism in Eukaryota, Viridiplantae, Streptophyta, Magnoliopsida, Rosales, Rosaceae. The record is from RefSeq and is a predicted model, not a curated record. The transcript has 2 exons. Gene Ontology annotation, molecular function: RNA-DNA hybrid ribonuclease activity; nucleic acid binding. Bases 1 to 510 code for a protein of 169 amino acids.
AUGCCGACCCAGGCUGCUCUGGCUAAGAAGUAUGUGCCUGUGGAUACAAGGGAGCUUUUCUACAUGCUAUUAUGGGCCUUAUGGGUGGAACACAAUGCCACAGUCUGGAGGGGGUCUACUUUCAGACCUUUGAACACAGCGGCCUGGGCGUCGAAAUUAUUGAGUGACUAUCAAGCAGUGCAUCCGACUCAUGUGAAGAGGAAGAUGAGACAAAGGACCAAAUGGCUGCUUCCACCGAGUGGGAGACUCAAACUGAAUACGAAUGGAGUGUACCAUGGCUCAACUGGACAAGGAGGAAUUGGUGCUGUUACCAGAGAUGAGUUUGGUGUGUGUUUAGCUGCAAUUGCACGGCCCUUUUCCCAUGUUAGCUCGGCUUUCCAGAUGGAGUUGGAGGCUAUGAGAGCGUGUCUUCUACUAAUUAUUCACCAAGGCAUGGAUGGUGUGGACAUUGAGACCGACUAUGCCACGGUGGUUACAGCACUUAAAGGAAAUAUGGAAGAUCUUUCAUAG